AUGCGAGCGGCGCCAAUUUUGUCCAUGACCUCGCAAGAUGUGGCCCGCCUCCUUUUGUCCCGUCGGCCUGCUGGGCUGCGGUCGUUCAGCGCGGCCAGCAAGCUGAUGCACGGACAACGGAAGGCCCCGAUGCGCAUGACCACGGAGGAAGCGUUCGUGAAGACUCUCCAGAUGCAUGGCAUCAAGAACGCCUUUGGCAUCAUCGGCUCUGCCAUGAUGCCGAUCUCGGACCUCUUCCCAAAAGCAGGCAUCAAAUUCUGGGACUGUGCACACGAGUGCAAUGCUGGAAUGAUGGCAGACGGCUACACACGGACAACAGGGAAGAUGUCGAUGAUGAUCGCACAGAACGGGCCUGGCAUCACCAACUUCCUGACGCCCGUGAAGACAGCCUACUGGAAUCAUACUCCGCUGUUGCUGGUCACGCCGCAGGCAGCGAACAAGACCAUAGGCCAGGGUGGGUUUCAGGAGGUGGAGCAGAUGAACAUGUUCAAGGACUGCGUUUGCUACCAGGAGGAGGUGCGGGACCACACCCGCAUCGUCGAGGUGCUGAACCGCGUGAUCGAGAAGGCUUUGCUCUGCAGCGCGCCGGCGCAGAUCAACAUCCCCCGAGACUACUGGACGCAGGUGGUGGAGCUGCCUCUGCCCACGGGCGUAAAGCUGGAGCGCACGGGGGGCGGCAAGGAGUCGACCCGCCGCGCCGCGGAGCUCCUCUCCGAGGCCAAGUUCCCGGUGAUCCUCAACGGUGCCGGGGUGAUCCUCUCGGGAGGGACCGAGCAGUCCGUGAAGCUGGCGGAGCGCUUGGGCGCGCCGGUUUGCUGCAACUACCAGCACAACGACGCCUUCCCGGGAGACCACCCGCUUGGUGCUGAGCAGCUGCGCAGCGCUGGCGCCGGAAGCUGGGAGCGCGGGCGGAGCGCGCGGCCCUGCGGUGAAGAGGAAGGCCAAGGUCGACUGGGCAGCCUGACUGGAGAGCCUGGACCACGAGCUGGACGACGAGGGCACCACCUGGAACCAUCGCGCGCGCCAGGCAGCGCCGGAUUUUAUGUCUCCGCGCCAGGCCUGGCGCGCGAUCAUGCGGGUCAUGCCCAAGGAGGCCAUCAUGUCUUCGGACAUCGGCAACAACUGCGCCAUUGCAACGCCUACCCCUCCUUCGCCUCGCCGCGGAAAUACCUGGCCCCGGGCCUCUUCGGGCCCUGCGGCUACGGCUUCCCGGCCAUUCUGGGCGCCAAGGUGGGCAACCCCGACGUGCCCGUGGUGGGCUUCGCUGGGGAUGGCGCCUUCGGCAUCUCCGUGAAUGAAAUCACUGCCUGUGGCCGCGGGGAUUGGCCCCCGGUGACCAUGGUGGUCUUCCGGAACUUCCAGUGGGGCGCGGAGAAGCGCAACACCACGCUCUGGUACGACGACAACUUUGUGGGCACUGAGCUCAACAAAGGCGUGGAGUACGCGGAGAUGGCCAAAGCCUGCGGUCUGAAGGGUGUGAAGGUGCAGUCGGUCGAGCAGCUGGAGCGAGCCUUGAGCUCGGCCAUCGAGGGCCAAAUGAAGCGCGGAGAGACGACCCUGGUUGAGGUGCUGCUGAACCAGGAGCUGGGAGAGCCCUUCCGCAGGGACGCCAUGAAGGCUCCGGUGCAGGUCGCCCCCAUCAAUGCCAGCGACAUGGCGGAGUGA
This is a messenger RNA of Effrenium voratum, 1665 nucleotides long. The record is from the annotation of a GenBank genome assembly. NCBI's taxonomy places the organism in Eukaryota, Dinophyceae, Suessiales, Symbiodiniaceae.